Messenger RNA from Linum trigynum, 3731 nucleotides. The record is from the annotation of a GenBank genome assembly. Lineage: Eukaryota; Viridiplantae; Streptophyta; Magnoliopsida; Malpighiales; Linaceae.
GUCCUUGACCAGCGACUCAUGAUAAAUUACUCGACCUGAACCUGACCUGUGAUGGGGCGGGUAUGGGUAUCAUGAUACCUGCCUCAUUGCCAUUCCUACAGUAGACGUGUCGCCAGCUUUUGAGAUUUUCUCUUAUCCUUAUCUUAAGGAUAGUAGCAGUGGUGGGAAGGGCCGCGAGAGGACGCGUGGUAGUAGAUGUAGUCACUGUUGACAACUCUGUGUAGCAUCAAGGCAUUUGGCCUGGCAGUUUUUGGGUCAAUUUGGCCUUUUUCUUGGGCUUGUUUGGCCUGUGGCCUUUUUCUUUGCUUGUUUUGCAGGUGUACAGGUUCUCACCGCUGGCACAUUUUAGUUGGAUGUGCCUAUACAUUUUUAUAGCUUCAGUGGAAAGUCAACGUGUGGAGUACCCUAAAAUUUGUAUCCUUUGUAAUUUAAUUUAUAUCGUGUGUUUGCAUUUGCAAGUUUGGUCCUUCACUUCCGCCCUGAAAAGAGUUGAGGAUUUGAGGUACAGUCGACGUUUCUUUCUUAUUUCUUUUUUGUGAUUUGACCUGUAAAAGUCUUGUACUUAUAUUUCGUAUCUUGUUACUUCUCACCACAAUAGCGAAAAAAAUAAAAUAAAAAUAGAAUCACAUUAAAUGCAAAUUUGAUUUGAUCAUUGUGGAUGGUCCAAGGAAGCUCUUCAUAGUCAUCCGGCAGUCCUAGUCAGCGCCCAAAAUCUCAACACAUGCAAUAGCUGUUUGUCUAUUUCAGGCCAUCCCAGAUCGGUAAUCUCCUCACUCUUGCGACUUCUAAAUCUGGGUGGGUUCGCAACCUUUGGGGCUCCUUCCUUCCAUACUGAUAAUGGCGGCAGGAACCAGCAGGAAGAUAUCUGCUGCCUCGGCAAGGUCUCACACUAGAAGAGCUAAGCAGAGCUCCGGCCUUACCCUCCCUUCAGGGAUCUUUCCGGGAGUACUUUUGGUUGUGCUUGCUGGGCUAGUGGCUUGGGGUUACCAAGCAAUCCAACCACCUCCACCCAAGAUAUGUGGUUCUUCUGAUGGACCGCUAGUCACAGCAUCAAGAAUCAAGCUUCGAGAUGGAAGGCAUUUGGCUUACCGAGAACAUGGUGUGUCAAAGGAUGUUGCCAAGAUUAAAGUCGUCUUUAUCCAUGGUUUCGAUGUCUGUAGGCUUGAUGAUGUCAUUGCCAAUUACACUUCUCCGGAAUUUGUUGAGGAGUUGGGGAUCUAUUUUGUGUCAUAUGACAGACCUGGUUAUGGAGAGAGUGAUCCUCAUCCAUCGAGAACAGUGAAGAGCCAGGUGUCAGACAUAGAAGAGCUUGCUGAUCAAUUGGGACUGGGGUCUAAAUUCUACUUAAUUGGUUACUCGCUUGGCGGCCAGCUGGGAUGGGGCUGCCUGAAGUACAUUCCUCACAGGCUAGCAGGGGUGACACUGUUGACCCCAGCUAGUAACUACUGGUGGCCUGGCUUUCCUUCCAACUUAUCUACUGAAGCCUUGUACAAACACCCACCUUGUGACUACUGGUCUCUUCGUGUGGCUCAUUAUGCUCCCUGGUUAACUCAUUGGUGGAAUACCCAAAACUGGUUUCCAAUUCUUGGCGCAAUAAGUAAAAGCCCUCAUAUUCUUUCUCGUGAAGACAAAGAAGUUGCAGCUAAGCUCAUAGCUAAAGGAGCUAAUAAUAUGGAACAUGUACGACAGCAAGGAGAAUAUGAGUCUCUCCAUCGUGACUUGAACGUAGGAUUUGGCACUUGGGAGUUUGAUCCCGUGGAGAUGGAGAACCCUUUCACUAACAAUGAAGUCUCUGUACAUCUGUGGCAAGGAGAUGAAGACAUUCUGGUGCCUGCUAUAUUGCAGCGCUACAUUGCAGAGCGCCAUUCUUCUUGGAUUCAAUACCAUGAGCUUGCUGGUUCUGGACACUUCUUCCCUUAUCUUGAUGGGAUGGCUGACACCAUUGUGAAGACGAUGCUGAACGACAAGGAGUAAGCUUUGACAGGCCUGGGAGAGUUGUCGGUGGACCAUGGUGUGUUGCCCCAGGCUGGAAGAUUCAAAGCAUUUGGCAAUGUUGUUUUAGUUGCAGCUUUCGGAGCUAUAGAUUGUGUUGUAUUUCUAUUGUUUAGAGUUGAGAUUUUUUUGUAAUGAUGUUUAGACACACUGCACUUAAAACUGCUGUUUUGAGCAUGGAUUCUGGAGCAGGACACUGCACUUCAUAAGCUUAAUUGGUGAUCGAGUAAUUGGUGAUCGGGUAAGAUAACCAACAGGUAUGCAAAAAAAUGGUAUAAUAAACCAAGAAUCUAUGAUUCUGAUUAGGAUUGGCGCUAGGUCUGUGAUAACCCGAAAUUUGCACAUGUUUUGUCCACUAUUCUUGCACCGUUUGAGGGUCGAUUCUCGUGUUUUAAGUUGAUUUCACGCUAGGGUGUGCUUUUAUGUCAUAUUUUAGGACUUGGAAUGAAAUUGGAGGUUUGGAAGCGAGUUUCAGGUAAAAAACGGAGAGUUGGCAGAAAGUAGAGUUGGAAGGGCAAAAUACCCGGUCAGGUAACCCAAAUACCUGCCAGGGUAUUUAACCCAGAGGUCGGGUAUUCCCCCUACGAUGAGAAGCUGAAACGCGUCGUUUAGUUUAAAUACCUGGUAUGAUCCCCUAAUACUCGAUCGGGUAUUCAGACCGAGUACUUUGUCUAGAUGUUCUUGCUAAAACAAACCGUCGAUUUGUCUAGAUUUACUUUAUGACUAAUAAAAAAUCUAAACACUUCCCUCCAUGAAAGCUCGCUCAAUAUAUCUUAUUAAUAACGUAUCAAUAGAAAUGUGUUUAGACACCCUUAUAAAAACAAAAACAAUCAAAAGCGAACUACGUGAAUUUUGAUCCCGACUACUAGAGUACGUAGGCAACCAAUAUGUUUGAGUCCAACUAAUAAAAAAAUCUUUCUUUUACUCUGGAGAACUACGUCAAUAGACAUAUGUAAUACGCCCUGGGAGGGUGUAAGAUCAGAAUUCAACGCAGCACAGGCCUCAACUCAAUUGAAUCAGACCUCUUCCUUGCUCCUGAUGAAACAGAGUUCCGAAACCAGCCUAGGUAGCUAGCUUCGAGCACUAAAAUAGAUGAAAUCUGAGGGUUUCUUCACACCUGAGAAGAAGCACUCGAGAUAUAGUGUUGUCUUCGAGUAACUGAGGGUGAAAACAGCUAAUAGACUCAAUGUUCCUAGGUUUGAUCGCAACCAAAUCCUAAGCUCAACGAUCAACUCGCAAGUUGUUCAAUUUUGGGUUUUUCUUAUUCAAUGCAAUCUGAAUGAUACAAAACGAGUUUGAGGCCUUUUAUAGGCUUACACAAUUACAAACAAACUAGAAUAAUGAUUGAAACUAACCUAACUAAGCAAGGAAACUGAAUUACAAUCAUAAUCCGAAUAGACUUAGGAAUCCUUGUGGGACUCGGAUUACUGGCAGUGCGAGGUAGCUUCUUUGAAGCCCUCGAAAAUAGUCUUCCUAGAUGAUUCGAUCUCACCCAAUCCCUUGACGUUGUAGAAGGGAACUUCCUCUGUCUCCUCCAACUUGAAUUAGCUCGAAUGCAUCUCUCAAACUCAAGUUAUAGGUCUUCAAAGGUAGCAUCUUGAACUCAGUUCCUGCCUUAGCCAAAUCUGGACAGUUUCCAGGUUCCUUCAUAGCAUUUUGUGAGACUUGAUAAACAUCCUUCCUGGCAUCUCCUCGAGCUCCAUGACAUAUCAAUCGAAUUAUAAAGACUUGAAGUUCAC